Messenger RNA from Acanthoscelides obtectus, 2024 nucleotides. The record is from the annotation of a GenBank genome assembly. Lineage: Eukaryota; Metazoa; Arthropoda; Insecta; Coleoptera; Chrysomelidae.
AUUCAAAUUUGAUUCAUGCUUUGUUGGUAUUUGCUUCAUUCGUGCUUUUUUGCUUGAUUUGAUGAUUUGAUCCGAAUUUUUGAGAUGCCAUUUUACUAAAUAAUACAAUAUUGAAGGCUAUGAAUUAAGAUUAAAAUACAUUCUGAAACAAAAGCCAAGACAUGGAAAACUAUGAGUCUUGCAUACGGAUAAAAGGGCUUCAUAUUUUACCACCUGUGAUCACAGAGAAACGACGAAUUGAGCUGCAGAGAUACAAACAGCAAGCUAUUAAACUAGAAAAACGGCUGCAAAAUUGUAGGAAGUUAAAGAGAAAUCUUGAAGAGCUAAUGCAGGUAAAAUUGCCUUCUCAUCAAGAAAAACCAGUACUUCCUGAAACAAUAAAAACAUUAAAUCUUAGUGCAGAUAUUGUAAAUAUAACAGAAUUUAGCAGUGAUGGUAUUAAAGUAUGGAGUGGAAAUGAAUGUGUUCACAAAAAGGAAAGUGUGGAUACAAUUCCAUCUAGUGUCAACCAGAUAGUUGAUAGUAAAAGUAAAGAGGAGAAUGAAAGUAGCAAAGAAGAUUUACAAGAUAAGGCAGAUAGCAGCACUGACACCUUUGAAUUAAGUCCUUCCCUUGAAAAAUCAUCACAAGCCUCAAGCAAUAUUUUCAGAAAAACAGAUUUAGACCAGCUGGACCCAGAACCAGAAAAAGAAUCUAUAUCUACAGAAACAUGUUCCAACAUAUCAGAUUUCACAUCCCAACCUAGACCGAGACUGAUUCGUAGUAACUCAUAUACCUUAGAAGCUCCUAGUCCUAUACUUUUAGCACAUUUGGAAAAAACUAAUAAGGGUAUUGAAACACAAAAUGAUCUCUCACAACAGAAUUUAGCAAGAAACUGGACAUCUCUAGAAGACAACUACAUACCUUUUGAAAGGAGUGCAUUUAGUAGUAUGGAUACUGUCUUAAAUGCUGAUGAUUUAAGUUGUAGUGAAAAUAAAAUCAAAGAAUCUCGUUCACCUCAGGUAGCUGUAGUCCAAACAGAUAUCUCAGUACAACACAUAUCAGUUAGAGGUGAAGAGGGUGAUGAGAAAAGAUUAAUGGAGGUUUUAGAUAAAAUACCUGAAGCAUACUCAAAACAGAUAUUAGAAUUAAUAGAAAAACAUUUUGGUUCAUUAAAUGCGGAAAAAACCACGCAGCAAGUAGAUAAAACUAUAACUGAACAUAGUGAGAAAGAAGAAUCUUGUGCUUUCCUUGAAGAAAAUCAUGUAGAUACAAAUCAUUCUGAUGCAUCAAAUGAAAAUAGUUAUACACCACAGGUGCAUAAAAAUGUUACUGUAAGAAAAAAUAGUAGUCCUGCAAAGAUGGAAUACUUUCCAGGUGGGCAGAAAAUGACCACCACAUAUGUAGAACAAAAGUCAUUUGAUAGAAGUAAGGCAGUGAUACCUGCAGUUGAUAGCUGUAUUCUUAGGCGAAGGAGGUUGAGUUUCCCUAAUGACAAUCCUCCACAUUUUAGUAGGUCUAUGAACAUCAUUAGGCGGGAAUGGGCUGCGAGGGUAAUAUGUGCUCAUGCUAGGGGAUACUUAACGCGUAGGCUGUUAAAAACUGAAAGGGUGCAGUCACUAAUAAUGACAAUCAAGGAUGCUUUGAUGUGUGCUUUGCAACUACAUAGUGCAGACAAUAUCAACGAGGCUGACGUUGAGCUCCAUAGAAGACUCAUUAAUCAGGUAUCGUCAGCGUGUUACGCAUUCCACGACAUGUUCUUUGCUUACUCCAUUCCCGAGCAAAUGGCGAUGAUUGCAGCAGAUAGGCAAAGAAAGCAGGAAAAAUCGAAUAGGCCUUCUUCAGCGCCUACUUCCAAGUCUAGAUUAUCGAGUCGGUCCAGCAGUAGGCGAUCGACACCCCAAUCGCGAAGUUUGACAAACGUAUCAAAUUGAAUAUACUUUUGAAAUUUUUCUAUAUAUGACACUCCUGGCUGAUACAGCUGAUGGGUAGAAUUUAUGUGCUUUUUAAUUGUGGCCUUAAUAAAAAUUUAUAUUUUAUAGAUA